Molecule: messenger RNA, 1605 nt
Organism: Cucumis melo (muskmelon)
Lineage: Eukaryota; Viridiplantae; Streptophyta; Magnoliopsida; Cucurbitales; Cucurbitaceae
Product: cytochrome P450 81Q32-like
Exons: 2
Coding region: 10-1560 (516 amino acids)
Molecular function (GO): oxidoreductase activity, acting on paired donors, with incorporation or reduction of molecular oxygen; heme binding; iron ion binding
Source: RefSeq, a predicted model, not a curated record
CUCAACCCCAUGGCCAUGGCUAUGGGAGCUCUCUUUCUUUACAUCCCUCUCUUUCUUGUGUUGUAUUUAUUAACAAAGCACUUCCUUCACAACAUCAGAAACCUCCCCCCCACCCCUUUCCCAUCACUACCUAUCCUUGGCCAUCUCCACCUUUUGAACAAGCCCAUAUACCGCGCUCUAUACAACAUCUCCAAUCGCUAUGGGCCGGUCGUGUUCCUCCGCUUAGGAUCUCGUUCGGUCUUGAUCGUGUCGUCGGCUUCAGCAGCAGAAGAAUGUUUGACUAAGAACGACAUCAUCUUUGCAAACCGGCCUCGUCUCCUACUAUCAAAGUGUUUCGGAUACAACAAUACAAAUCUCGUAUGGUCGUCUUAUGGGGAUAUUUGGCGUAACCUUCGUCGAAUCUGCACCGUUGAAAUUUUGUCAACCCAUCGCCUUCAUAUGCUUUCUGUUGUACGUUUUGAAGAGGUUAGGUCUUUGAUUCAACGACUCGUGAAGCGUGAAAACCAAGUAGUUAACAUGAAACAUGUGUUUUUUGAUCUAUCUUUCAACUUGAUGUUGAGGAUGAUUGUUGGAAAACGUUUUUAUGGCGAUGAUGUAGAUGAUGUUGAGGAGGCAAAAUUAUUUAGGGAAUUACAAGCUAAAUCAAGUCAGUUGUCUGGUAAAUCUAACAUGGGGGAUUUUAUUCCAUUAAUGUCAUGGUUGGGAUUCGAUUCGACUUUGGAAAAAGAGAUGAUGGAUUGUCAAAAUGGAAGAGACGCUUUAAUGCAAAGUUUAAUCGAGCAACAUCGAAGAAGAAGAAUUGUAGAAAUCGACGAUUCUUUUCGUGAUGGAAGGAAGAAGACGUUAAUUGAAGUACUUUUAGAAUUGCAAGAAUCUGAACCUGAACAAUAUAACGACGAAACUAUCAGAGGGCUAAUGCUGCUUAUGUUAGUAGCGGGUACAGAAACGUCGGGGAGCAUAAUGGAGUGGGCUUUAUCUCUUCUCUUAAACCAUCCAGAAAUUUUAAAGAAAGCGCAGAUUGAGAUCGACAAUCAAGUUGGUAACCAACGUCCGAUUGAAGAAUCCGACAUGGCACGCCUUCCUUACCUACGUGGCAUCAUCAACGAGACACUUCGGAUGUACCCUCCAGCUCCAUUACUAGUACCUCAUGAAUCAUCACAAGACUGCUCUGUUGGAGGCUACCAUGUUCCACGUGGCACGAUGUUAUACAUCAACAUAUGGGCCAUUCAGAACGACCCCAAAAUCUGGGCCCACCCGAAAGAAUUUGACCCCGAUAGAUUUAACGACGUGGAAAGUGAAAAAUACAAGUUCAAUUUGAUGCCAUUUGGGUUGGGGAGGAGGGGGUGCCCAGGAGAAGGCUUGGGCCUACGAAUGAUUGGGCUUGUGUUGGGCUCGUUGAUUCAAUGCUUUGAAUGGGAGCGUCCUACCGAGGAAUUGGUGGAUUUGACAGAAGGGAUUGCAAUCACUAUGCCCAAAGCCCAAAAUUUACAUGCUAAAUGUAGGCCCAGGCCCAUGAUUGUUAAUAUUCUCCCACAAGCUAAGUCCAGCCCGGCCCGUUGACUAUAUUGCAUUGUACGGGUAACGUAGGGGCUAAAUCUAUGUUAA